This is a messenger RNA of Meloidogyne enterolobii, 501 nucleotides long. The record is from the annotation of a GenBank genome assembly. NCBI's taxonomy places the organism in Eukaryota, Metazoa, Nematoda, Chromadorea, Rhabditida, Meloidogynidae.
AUGAAUGGAGAUUGCUUCUGUAAUCGUGUUUUGAAUUUGCCGUUAGGCAUGAUGGAAUGUUGCCAUACCAUUGGGCACAAAGAAUGUCUUAUAAAUUUUGUAUCGGAUUAUAAACGUUGUCCUUCCAUGAAUUGUUUAAGAAGGGCCAAAGAAGAAGAUGUUAACGAUUUUAAUCCGCCAGAAAUUAAUUUUCUUCGAGAAAUUAUUUCAACAAAUAAUAUACUUUCCUUGUUGAAAAAUUUAGGUAGCAUGGUGGUCAACAUUGUUAAACACUUUGUUAAAAAUUUUAGUUUAACUGAUAAUAAAUUGAUUGCUACUUUGAUUGGAGCGUUUAACCAUUUUUUUACUGGCAAGCCUUCAAUUAGUGGUGGAACUGCUGGUAGUACGAAUACGAAUGUGGAGACUUUUAGAGAAUCUAAAUUACGAUGGAUUUUACAUUUUAUAGAUAGCAACAAAGGUUCAAUGAUUUUGUUGGCUGUUGCGUUGGGUAAUUUAAAUUAA